Messenger RNA from Pteronotus mesoamericanus, 1652 nucleotides. RefSeq names its product FUN14 domain containing 2 (gene FUNDC2). NCBI's taxonomy places the organism in Eukaryota, Metazoa, Chordata, Mammalia, Chiroptera, Mormoopidae. Gene Ontology annotation, biological process: autophagy of mitochondrion. The coding region runs from base 71 to 628 and encodes 185 amino acids. The record is from RefSeq and is a predicted model, not a curated record. Gene Ontology annotation, cellular component: mitochondrial outer membrane. The transcript is spliced from 5 exons.
CAUAUGUGAGCCAGGGGUAGGGAGUGACCGCGGCGAGCACAGCCCGCCCUCUUCCGCUGCGGCCAGGGGAAUGGAAACAUCUGUCCCACGUGCCGGAAGCCAGGUUGCGGCGAAAACGGCACGCCACUCCGUGUCCUACAGCGCUGAGCCUCCGCGGGUGUCAUCGCGAGACGAGAUCGCUGAAAUGGCCGCGUCCAGUCAAGGAAAUUUUGACUCACUGGACCUUGCAGAACUUGCUAAGAAGCAGCCAUGGUGGCGCAAGCUGUUUGGCCAGGAAUCUGGACCCUCAGCUGAAAAGUAUAGUGUGGCAACCCAGCUGUUAAUUGGAGGUGUCACUGGAUGGUGCACGGGUUUCAUAUUCCAGAAAGUUGGAAAGUUGGCUGCAACAGCUGUGGGAGGAGGAUUUUUUCUCCUUCAGCUUGCAAACCAUACUGGAUACAUCAAAGUUGACUGGCAACGAGUAGAGAAGGACAUGAAAAAAGCCAAGGAACAGCUGAAGAUCCGUAAGAGCAACCACUUACCUACGGAGGUGAAAAGCAAAGCUGAGGAGAUGGUGUCGUUCGUGAAGAAGAACGUUCUAGUGACUGGUGGAUUUUUUGGAGGCUUUCUCCUUGGCAUGGCAUCCUAAGGAGGACGGCUCAUUGUUCCUGCUUUUUCUUACUAGCAGCCUCUUCACUCCAUCAUCGGACAUCGAGUCUCCUCUUCCUCCUCCUCUUCUCCUGUGCCUUCCUCCCUGCUGCAGCAUAUCUGAAUGGCUUCUAUAGGCAUCUGUUGGUACAAACUGAUAUGGCCCUACUGUGAGCCUCAUGACAACAACGGAAGAGACAAUAGACAUUAACUCUCCUCCCAGAACACUCCCCAUUUGACUAAUCUGUAGGUCAGCAACAAUGUUCCUUUCCCCCUACAUAAGAUACUUACUAGAACAUACUGCAAGAUGGCUCACCUUGGAGGAUGAGUGGAUCCUCAAAGGUUGUCCCAAACGAUUUGGAAAAGGCAUAACAAGCACAUAAGUACCAUGUUAUGUGCUGCAUGGAAAGGGACUGAAUACAUUUGCCUUUAAGCAUGAAAGAUUUUGGUAUCUUGGUGUCUGCUUUCUUUUUUAGUUGGUUUUAGAUUACAGAAAAAGAGGUAUUUAUACCUGAUAAAUUAUCCUGACAAAAUAGUGGCAUAAGCACUAUAAUUGAAAAAUUAUGAAUAUAGAAUGAACUUGUGCUAAAAGUAUACUGUGUUUGGUGGGAAAAUUUUCAGGGAAAUCAACCAAUAGAUACAUUGUUGGAUAGUCAGACUUAAUGAAUCAUUUAGGGGCAUUAAGAUAUUAUCCAAGAGGUGGGGGCUUCCACCAUACAGGAUAAUGGAGCUCGUGGCUAUUUCCAAGGGGUUUAUUUAUGGUAAAAUAAGUGACUUUAGGUGGGAGGAGGGAAGAAACUCUUUGAUUUUUAUUUCAUAAAAAAGGUUUUAAGCUUCGAAAUGUGAAGUAUUCUUGUCAAAACAUUAGGGGUAGUCAAAGCUCCUCUGCCAAUUCUAUUUCUUUAUCCAGUUAGUAUAAAAUAUGUAACAUUUGAACCAGAGUUUUAAAGAGAUAGCAUUUUAGGUAUUCAGAAUUGAGAAUGGUGGCAAUAGCACAUAUAAAAUAAAUUAUUUAUAUCAUGAAA